Messenger RNA from Colletotrichum tamarilloi, 348 nucleotides. RefSeq lists its product as uncharacterized. The record is from RefSeq and is a predicted model, not a curated record. The transcript is spliced from 2 exons. Lineage: Eukaryota; Fungi; Ascomycota; Sordariomycetes; Glomerellales; Glomerellaceae. The coding region runs from base 1 to 348 and encodes 115 amino acids.
AUGUGGAGAGGAGAGAUGGGAAAGGGCAAGGGUGGAGGAGUUAUGAGCAAGGAUGGCGGCGACGGUGCUGCGAGGAACCAGAGGGUAGUGGGAGAAAAAGAGUGGGCGGCAGUCGUCGCCGGGGCGGACAAUGCGCUUCGGGGCGAGAUUGACAGCCCCGACUGGCUGUACCUGGCCAUGAUGGAGGAGUUGGCAGCAAGACUAGUGGCUUUUUGGGGGCCAUCGCCGGGCGUCCUCGACACUGAAGCAGCCUGGUGGGGGACGCUGGACUCUGGAGGCUCCUUCCCGUGGCCAGUGCGCGGCAACGCACCUCACUUCACUUCACACCUCAAACUCGGGCUCACUUGA